GAGCCGAGGGGGUCAGGUGUAUGAGGCGGCCAUUUUGUAACAGGUAGUUCCUGUUUCCUCACAAACACAAGGAACAUCAGCUUGACCAGAGUGAUUCCAGGGGUCAAACGGAUUCUUCUUCUCCACAUCUCAUAAGAACAUUUUCAUUACUCCUUUUUCAAUGAAUCACCAAAAUCACCCAGAAACAUGAAAAGCUGGAGCCGUAAAUUUAGAAGGGACGAUCCCGAGAGCGUGGAUGGGGACUCCACUCACAAAUCGACCUCCAUUAGAGAUUCACCGGUGCCUGUGUGGGUCACUCAUACACCUACACUAGAUGAUGAUGAUAGAAGCUCCACGGGCCGUACCUCCAGCACUCCACCAUAUACAGAGAAGGAGAAGAACAGCAGCAAAGGGAGCAUGAAGGAUAGGCUGAAAACACUCAUCCCUGAUUCAUGGGGAAGCUUCAUCCAUAAAUGGAAAAAGGAAAGCGACAGUGUUACUGGGUCUGAGGCCAGUACCAGUAGGAUUCAGAUCCUGCCCAAUGGGACCAGGGUGAGUCCACCUGUGAGUCCACUUCUGGGGAGAAAGUGGGAUAAAACACUGGGCAACUCCAGCCUCCGGGAAAGCUCCACUGAUGACCUGAUGAUCCCACCAGAGGAGUCUUUACUGACCAGCAUCCACCCUGCAGAGUAUUAUGCAGAGAAGGUGGAGGUCUACAAGCAGAAGUACGCCUACCUGAAGUCCUGGCCAGGGUUGCUCAGACUCCUUGCUGGACUGGAGCUUCUUUUUGGGGGUAUGGUGUUUGCUUGUGUCAUUGCCUACAUCCAGAAAGACAGCGAGUGGUCCAACAGUUAUGGACUCUAUAACGGGGCCUAUAACAACGGCUUCGGCCUGUCUGGGUACAGCUACAGAGGCCCCAUGACCCCUUUUAUCCUGGCAGUAGCUGGAGUCUCAUGGAUCAUAACCCUGAGUCUCUUAGUAAUGGGGAUGACUAUGUAUUAUCGCACCAUCCUCCUCGAUGCCCCCUGGUGGCCCCUGACGGAAGCAUUCAUCAAUGUGGCCUUAUUUCUCCUCUACAUGGCAGCAGGGAUUGUAUACUUGAAUGACCUGAACCGAGGAGGUCUGUGCUAUACAACUAUAGGCGUUAACCCCAUCAUGGCUAAUCUGUGUCGAGUUGAUGGGGGACAGAUGGCAGGUACAGCGUUCAUCUUCAUCAACAUGGCCAUGUAUCUGGGAAGCUUCCUCGUGUGUCUGAAGAUGUGGAGGCAUGAAGCUGCACGGAGAGCAAGGCAGGACUAUGAGAAUGAGCCCAGAGAGUUCCAGAACUCCAUCGAGCUGGUCCCACAAAGACCAAAACGGAUUUCAUUCAGAGACGAAAUGGAUAGUGGUAGAAAUCAGACUCAUCGCUACAAACCUGUGCCUGAGGGCCACCAUACAGAGGUCCGUAAGAAUCCAGUCAAUCUGAACAGAUCAACAGCGGCUGAAUACACUCCGAAAAUACACAUCAUUGCAGACUACAUCAUGAAGUACCCAAAAAUCACCAGUGUGGAGGAAAGGGAAAAAUACAAAGCUGUUUUUAAUGACCAGUAUCAGGAAUACAAAGACCUUCACACAGACAUCAGCAACACCCUCAGUAAGUUCAGAGAACUGGAUGGCAUGAUGGUCCGACUCCUCAGAGAUGGAAAUGGCCAGGAGAAGCAGAGAAUUCAAAGUGUUUUGAAAAAGUAUCAGGAGAAAAAGAAAGACCCUGCCUUUUUAGAGAAAAAGGAACGCUGUGAUUAUCUGAAGGCUAAAUUAAGUCACUUAAAAAACAGAAUCCGUGCUUUUGAUGAGGAAAACAUUGCAAAUGGUGAAAUGUGAAGC
Molecule: messenger RNA, 1842 nt
Organism: Sphaeramia orbicularis (orbiculate cardinalfish)
Lineage: Eukaryota; Metazoa; Chordata; Actinopteri; Kurtiformes; Apogonidae
Product: MARVEL domain-containing protein 2-like
Exons: 7
Coding region: 187-1839 (550 amino acids)
Biological process (GO): bicellular tight junction assembly
Cellular component (GO): apical plasma membrane; bicellular tight junction; cytoplasmic vesicle
Source: RefSeq, a predicted model, not a curated record